Drosophila melanogaster (fruit fly) is the source of this 1479-nucleotide messenger RNA. RefSeq lists its product as uncharacterized. NCBI's taxonomy places the organism in Eukaryota, Metazoa, Arthropoda, Insecta, Diptera, Drosophilidae. The transcript is spliced from 3 exons. The record is from RefSeq and is marked reviewed. Bases 177 to 992 code for a protein of 271 amino acids.
GGAGCUUUCCCUUUGUUGUUGUUCGUGGGCUGCUGCUUAGAACAAACUUUACACGUAAAUAAUCUAAUUGCGUUAAUUAACUGGCUUGAGCUAAACAACGACGUGCGAUUUGAUCGAGGGAAGGAACGUAGUUGAGAUCUGGGCCAGGAAAUCCCGACUAGGCAAGCAGGAAAACAAUGCGUCGCAAUGCGCGCCAACAACAACACAAUCAGGAAGAAAUCGGCCCCGACGACGUGGAAGACAUCUUUGCCCGUCCCGCCUACGAUGACGACGAGUUCGAAGAUCUGCUCCCUCUGGCCAGGAGGCCCAAUGGCCACGCCCGACUCGGCCGCUACGAGAACACUCUGGAGGUAAAGGUCCAAGAGGGAGACACACUCCAGGCGCUGGCCCUGCGCUUUCACUCCUCUGUGGCGGACAUCAAGCGCCUGAACAAGAUCGACCGCGAAAAUGAAAUCCACGCACAUCGGGUUAUUCGCAUUCCGGUUACAGUGCACAACGUCCUGCUGGGCAACGGGGGCCUCGAAGCCCUUCCUGCGGUCCACCGCAGCGGGAACAACAGUCCUAGACACAAUAUUGAGCGGGAACCAGCUCCCGAACGCAAUCCCCUCGAGGAUGCGCGGCAAAUGCUGGAUGAGCGACUCCUGGUGGCGGCGGUAAAUGCUUCAGGCGCCGUGGAUCACGAGAAACCAUCGACGAGCAGAGCUGCUGGACAAUUCUACGAGGGAGCCCAGGGUGCGCCGAAUGACGAAGCCAAUAUGGAGCAACCCUACGAGGAAAAUGCCGCUCUGCUUAACCACAUGGUGGACAGGCACGCUCCGCUAGUGCGUCCCAUCCCUGGACCCUCUUUGAGUGCCAUCGACUGGUCCGGAUCGGACUGCGACUUGUCUUGGAUAUGUCUGCUGAUCUUCAUACUCGCCUUGUGUGUCGUCAUACCCUUGGUCUACGUCAUCUACCUAGCAGAGCAUCCACAUCACAACCAUAGUGCCCAGUAGUUGGGUAAUGUCUGCACCCGAAGUGGUCAUCAUUCCAAACGGCACCCCCUCACCCGGCACCCUGUCAAUCUCUCAGAUGAGCCUGGCGCAUUUCAAAUGCAACCCCAGGCGACGGAAUUUAUUUUUAUACCUAUGCGCGUAACUUUGUAUUGACUCUUGAUAAAAAAAAUAAGGUCUUUGUCGACAGAACUUUUAAAUUACCACGAUUUGGGUGCUUCCCAGAUGCAUAGGCUUGUCUAUGCGCCACAUAACUUCUGGCAGCACCAAUUGCAGGAUUCUAAGAUCCGAUUGUGCUGUGAAUAUAAAUCGUAACCCCGCCGUUUUGCUUUUCUAUAUGUUUUAUUGAGUACAAUUAUGUAACAUUUAAACUACAAUAGUACGGGUAAGGUGUAACAUUAUUCAGCUGAAGUUGGGAUAGUUUCUCUUACGCCAAAAAAGUACGUAAUACAUAUCUUAGAGCUAAAUAAAUAGUAUCCAUGGAUAUAAG